Molecule: messenger RNA, 6349 nt
Organism: Amoebophrya sp. A120
Lineage: Eukaryota; Dinophyceae; Syndiniales; Amoebophryaceae
Source: the annotation of a GenBank genome assembly
CACCAGGUUUCGCCUUUGCAGCGGGUUUUUUGCGGCAAUAAAUUUAUUUGAGUUUAACAGGUGGUGCUUUUUGCAACAUUUUUUGCUUUUCGGACCUUUUUUGGUUUCUCCACCACACGCGCGACCGUAUUGGUUUUUUCAAACAUAAUGUUGUCCCGCCUCGCCUUCAGUACGCCUCUAGUCUCUUUUCCACGACGACGGGUGCAGUCCACCAAUUUUCCCCACAAGAAAUCGAAGGGACCCUCCCGAGCGAUGUUUCUCCAGACGAGAAGUUACAUCCGGGCUCUUUUCUUUCUUGUGAUUGGCAGCGGAAGUCGGAACAGUGGGCUGUGGAACAAGUUGCUUCCGGUUGAUAUUAGCUGCAUCCUACCUGUCACAGCAGCUAGCAUGAACCGGUCGUGGAUGACGACGGCGUGGUUGCCCGCAAGAACCUCUGCAGAAUUGGCUAGCCAAACUACAGCUGCGAGAAACGCUUCUAAAUUAUCCGCGACCGGCUCAGCGGCCUCUACCUCUGCUUGUUCUACAGGAGUAGUAGAGUCCGUAGUACCCGCAACUACAUCCUUUUCCAGCGCAAGCGAAGACCGACAAAGAAAAGUCAACUUCAUCGGGAAGGAUGAACAACAAGAACAACUGGCACCACCAGCCUUUCAAGAAUACGACCACCAGAAAAAUCAACAUCAGAAAACCAGCGCUGCAACCCCAUCACCAUCAGCAUCCCGGGCCUCCUCGUCGUCGUCCUCGUCUCGUGCGGCCAAUUAUUCUGCGGCUUCGAGCGACGGCACCGCUCCGUACGAAUUUACCCUUUUGAAGCACCAGGCCGCGGAUGCGGUGAGUCGAUUACGUCUUCAACGGGCGUUGGCGUACAGAAGGGUGAAUUUCCAGUGAAUUUGUAUUGCGUGACUUGCAUUUACUUAAAAGAGAAGUGCGCUACGUAUGGACACGAGCCCAAGCAUCCCACAUAGCCUGAAGGGCUGCUCGCCGCGUGGUGGCGCUUGCAGCACCAAAAGAGGUGGUCUUGCGGGGGCUCGCCGGGCUGUGUAGUGCGUAUUUAGCGACCAGAGAAGGUGGGUCGGGGGGCUCUUAUGCUUCUGCGCGUCUGCCUCAGAAGUUCCUCUCCGGAAUUGUCGAAAGGCAAAGGAAGGGCGACGCCUGAACACAGGGGCACCCACUAGCUCAACACGUACGCUCUCACGGGCUUUGGCUGUGGCGUGGAGUUGGACAUCUGGGAGUAGCCUCGGGUGGAAGGCACGACUCGGCCGCGGGCACUAGCUUCCUUCGCCUGCUGUGCCCUGCUUACAACUCCCCAGGUGUGUCUUUGUCUCCGGAGUGAGACAUUUUCGAGGUGGCUCCCAGGUCAAGAUUUCUCUUGGUGAAUUUUGAAGCUUUUUGCUUUUGCGACACUUUUUUGAAGCCCCAAAACCCGGAGUUUCCCACGCGCUAGCGAAUUUCGAACAGGAGCCGGAGGACAAAAUUCACCGGCGCCCUUUUCAAAAUUCACCCCAAAAUUCACCGAGCGCCACUUUUCGACCGUGAUAAGCAAAGUCUAGCGCAAAAAAGUGCUCAAAAAAGCGCGCGGGUAGGCCCUGGGAAGUGGGGCCGAGGGGAAAAGACAAGCGCCCUCUGCUGCACUCGGCCCGUCUAUAUUCUGCCGAAAAGGCCUGGAGAGUUCACGCGCCUGCCGGGUAGAGGCGUCAAAGCUCUCGGCCUGGUCCUCUCGCCCUUGCUUUCUCACCUUCUUGCCUAAUUUGCAUGCGCUUGCUCGCAGCCUUUCUUUUUGGCGUCUUUGCCGCGGCUGCUACAGUGCUCUUAUGCAAGCACAGGGAGGCGCAUAGACAUGGCCAAAGACCAGCACCCAGGCCAUGUCUAGAAGAAGUUGCCCGCCGCAUAAGCCUUGACUUCUGCGGUGUGCAGAACCCACUUCCCAGAAGGGCAAGAGGGAUAAUGCCCCGGCGGACUCAUCUGCAAUCUGUCAUGCAAAAUUCACUACAAAUUCACCACUUCUCAUGCUAACGGGUGUUAAAGCUGUAACCUUUUGAAGCACCAGGCCUCAGGCAGACAGGCCCGGGCGAAUUCCCGCCCUAAUUGAAGCCUAAAAAUUUGCUAAAUUGCGGCGGCGCCGGGGCCCCGGGCAAGUCCCCCGGGCCCGGCGCCACCUGGGCCCGGCGCAGUCCCUUGGCCGGCCCCUUCUAGAGUUUCGGGGCUUGAAUGUUGGGGCCGCUUUUCCCGUACCCCGUCGGACGCCGGGCGGGUCGCCCCUUCGGGGCGAAGCUUCGCGCCUUGGGCUGCCGGCUUCGUUUUUCGGGCUCCCCCUGGGGCCUUUCGGUUUUGGGCCAUGGAGGGCGCAGGAGUCCGCUAAAUUUUCCGCUAAUUGCCCGCUAACCCGGCCCCCAAAUCGCCCCAAAAAUGCCCAGAACCCUCUUGCUAAUUGGGGGGGCUAAUAGUCCGCUAAAUUUUUGGCCCCUUCUGAUUUUGGGUCUGCUAACCCGUCCGCUAACCGUGCGCUAACCUAGCGCUAACAGUCAGCUAAUCUGUUGCUAAUUGCGCAGGGUAUCGGAAUCCCAAUGCGAUUUCCCUGUGCUCCAAACGCACAGGGAAAAUCCCAUUGGAUUUUUGGCCUUGAGCAAAAUGGGGGGGUCCAUUUAGCAGCAAAUUAAAGCCCCGGUUAGCAGACAUAUUAGCAGACCCUGAAAAAAAUUAGAACCCAAUUAGGGGCCCAAUUAGCAGAGGGAUUCUGGGACCUGGCUGUGCCAUUUAGCAGACUCCCGGGGGAGGUUCUGGGGGCACUCGGGGGGCAAAUUAGCAGACAAAAUUAGCAGACAAAUUAGCGGUGGUGGGCCCGGCCAUUUAUUGUUGUGUGGUGUUGGCCUGGUGUGUGGGUUCUCAAUGCUGGGUGGAGGAGGUGGGCUCCCGGGUUUGUUUUCCUUCUUCGCCUGUGCCUCGUCAAUCGCGGCGGCCUUCCUUCGGGCGCCGCCCGCCUAGCUCCGUCUGCUCCCGUUUUCGUUUUGGGAAUAUUUUCCGGUCUGGGAUGGUUUUCAAAUUAGCAACUUUUUAGGGCCCGAUUAAAGUUGUUAGGUCGCCCGGCCUCGUCUGACUGACAGGCCGCGGAUGCGGUGAAUCGAGCAGCCCGCGACUCAUAUUGUACGAAAAAGGAAAGAAGGCAGGGGCGCCGGCAGAAGUCAACACGCGGGAGCGCCCGGGCCAGGCUUUACAGCGCCGGCUAUGUAAUCCCGGGGAAAAGUAAAGCAGAAAGGGCCAGGGGGGGCUGGGGUGGGGUAUCGGGAUUGCAGGACGCGCGGGGCCCCAUGGUGUGGCCUCCGUGAAAAGCCGGGCGCACCUUCUGCGGGCUUGCCACGUUGGCUUGCCUGCGCAAAUUUUCUUCGAUUUUGUUGCAGAAGAGAAAAACCCGCAGCGCCCAAUCGCCGAACCGGCUGCGCAAUUUGUGCAAAAUAUUUCCCAGCGGGGCCCGAUACCGUUGGCGCCCUUUGGGGUUUUUUGGUAUCAAGUUCGCCCAGUCCCUUUUCGCGAUUGCGUGCGGCCGUCUGUGGGGGCGCGCCCCAUUUCCGCUGAGGCCCACGCGUUCAAUUGUGGCCCGGCGAGCUGCCGCCCCAAUAGAAAGGCCGCAAAGUUUCGGCACGCCGCGUCUGUUUCGCGCGGGAUCCUGUGAUAGAGAAAAUCACAGAGCGCCGCUUCGGGCGGCUCUGUGACCACGAAAAUUUUUCAUCGGACAGGCCGCGCGAUUACCAAAAAGCAUCCGGCCGCCUGUGGCGGUGUUCUGGCUUUAGCCAGCGCCCUUGCUGGCUUUAGCCAGCACCCUCGCUGGCUUUAGCCAGAGGCCGGGGGGGUUGAAUUUUGUCGAUUCUCCCUUCAUAGGCACCGCUCCGUACGAAUUUACCCUUUUGAAGCACCAGGCCGCGGAUGCGGUGAAUCGAUUAUGUCUUCAACGGGCGUUGGCGUACAGAAGGGUGAAUUUGCAGUGAAUUUGUAUUGCGUGACCUGCAUUUACUUAAAAGAGAAGUGCGCUACGUAUGGACACAUAGCCUGAAGGGCUGCUCGCCGCGUGGUGGCGCUUGCAGCACCAAAAGAGGUGGUCUUGCGGGGGCUCGCCGGGCUGUGUAGUGCGUAUUUAGCGACCAGAGAAGGUGGGUCGGGGGGCUCUUAUGCUUCUGCGCGUCUGCCUCAGAAGUUCCUCUCCGGAAUUGUCGAAAGGCAAAGGAACGCCUGAACACAGGGGCACCCACUAGCUCAACACGUACGCUCUCACGGGCUUUGGCUGUGGCGUGGAGUUGGACAUCUGGGAGUAGCCUCGGGUGGAAGGCACGACUCGGCCGCGGGCACUAGCUUCCUUCGCCUGCUGUGCCCUGCUUACAACUCCCCAGGUGUGUCUUUGUCUCCGGAGUGAGACAUUUUCGAGGUGGCUCCCAGGUCAAGAUUUCUCUUGGUGAAUUUUGAAGCUUUUUGCUUUUGCGACACUUUUUUGAAGCCCCAAAACCCGGAGUUUCCCACGCGCUAGCGAAUUUCGAACAGGAGCCGGAGGACAAAAUUCACCGGCGCCCUUUUCAAAAUUCUCCCCAAAAUUCACCGAGCGCCACUUUUCGACCGUGAUAAGCAAAGUCUAGCGCAAAAAAGUGCUCAAAAAAUCGCGCGGGUAGGCCCUGGGAAGUGGGGCCGAGGGGAAAAGACAAGCGCCCUCUGCUGCACUCGGCCCGUCUAUAUUCUGCCGAAAAGGCCUGGGGAGUUCACGCGCCUGCCGGGUAGAGGCGUCAAAGCUCUCGGCCUGGUCCUUUCACUCGUUUUUUUGCGCCUUCUUCCCUAAUUGCAUGUGCUUCGCAGCCUUUCUUUUUGGCGUCUUUGCCGCGGCUGCUACAGUGCUCUUAUGCAAGCACAGGGAGGCGCAUAGACAUGGCCAAAGACCAGCACCCAGGCCAUGUCUAGAAGUUGCCCGCCGCAUAAGCAAGCCUUGACUUCUGCGGUGUGCAGAAUCCAUUUCCAAGAAGGGCAAGAGGGACAAUGUCCCGGCGGACUCAUCUGCACUUUGUCAUGCAAAAUUCACUACAAAUUCACCACUUCUCAUGCUAACGGGUGUUAAAGCUCUAAUUAAUCGAGCCCGCACGUACGAAUUUACCCUUUUGAGGCACCAGGCCGCGGAUGCGGUGAAUCGAGCAGCCUUUCUUCGUCGUCAUGGACCAAGUCUUCAAGCAAAAGAGCACCAAUCCUCGAUCCCGUCGCGUCGUGCUGGGACGUCGAGCAGACGAGAUGAAAGUACUUCUAGAAAUUCCAAUUCUCUACUAACUGGCAGUAGAAUUAUCCGAAUCCCCGGAAAUCCAAACGCUCAGCCUGAGCUAGUUGCCGGCAAUACUCACGGAACAACCGCCACAGGACGAGAUACUGCCCUCGACGCGGCCCCGCGGAGACGCGCCUCGAACUUGACGCGGCGGGCCGAGAAUGAACUUCUCGCUGCGCCGGCGCAGGAUCGCGUCGCGCUAAGACAAAGUGCGGCCUCGUUCGCACACACGUUCGUCCAGCCGAAGCAGGUUUACAACUCUGCAAGUGGCCCACCACCUGCAGCUUCGCGCCCUUCUACCGCGAAGAUUUCUGCAAAGUUACUCACUUCCAGUGCGGACAAGAAAGAUGCCCCACGGGUGCGGAGGUCGACCUGUGGGGGCGACAUGGUGUUCCGAUCGUCCGGGCAACGACCGAGGUGGACGGUGUCUUUGUCUUGCCUGCCGCAAAGCUUGCUGCGACUCCGUUCACUUUUCAAUUUCAGCGCAACACCGAACGGUCAAGCGGGACGGGAGGACCAUGACGGCGGUGUCGGUGUGACAUUGCGGCAGACGGAGUGUCACUGCCCCUGCAAGCCAUACACGAUGCUUGCCAAUUGUAUUGAUCCCCCGAUCGCCAGUGUCUCGCCCGCGUUGGUCCGGCAUCGGGUUUGAAGUAGAUAAUGUCUGUUUGAUUGUUUUCUACCGCAAAGAGUUUUGGUUUUGGAUACAAGAACACAUGCACUUUUGAUAUUGAUCUACUAGAGGGAGGCAGGAAGACGUUGGUUUCUCCGACUCUGUAGCCUACAAAUUAUAUCUCUUUGUGCGCGAGGAAAGAUUGUGCGAACAGAAAACUUCCGGUCCUGACUUCGACUUCCUUCAGAUGCAGAUACGGCAUCACUGUUCCGCGGAAACGUCGAAACACGGAUGAAUUUAUUUAUUAACUUCCUGUCAUGUCUACGACUGACAGCAACGCUUCGGCUUCGAAGUUGACUCGAAUUUUGGCUGCUGCAUCAUACAUUGCUGGGGAAAGACCCUCAUCGCAUGGAGGUGGAAGAAAAUUGCUUUCAUACGGUGUGCAGACGAAGACA